GGCAAAUUGCUAUUCUUGGGGGUAUAUCCUCUCCAAAAAAUUUUUUUAAUUUUCUUUGUUUUAUGUUGUGCAAUGUGGAUGAUGACGGCCACUUUUUGUGCUUUGCCUGUAUCUUCCACUCAUAGUCAUAUAGGGAGUAUAAUCGGGUUUUCUAUGGUAAUGAGGGGACCUAAAGGAUUGCAUCUGAACAAAGUGUUUUUAAUCAUGGCUUCGUGGAUUGUUUCGCCUAGAGAUUCAUUAAAAUGUGGACUACGCGCAAUGCCGAUAUUCUAUUUUUGCGUGUUUUAUUUUAAUACGUUUAUGGUUGUGUAUCAUGGAUCUAAAUGUAAGAGAAGGAUAUACUCACAAAAAAAUUCUUUUGAAUUAGAAAAUAUUAGGUAAACGGGAGAAUAGUCGGUGGAUUUGAGGUCUUCCACGGGGUUUUAUCCAAUUUUCUGAUAUACUGCCCAAAUUUCCGCUUUGCCAAAAUUUUCCGAAUUUUUCUAAAAAACACACUUAAACCCUGUAGAAAGUAGUAC
Molecule: messenger RNA, 518 nt
Organism: Meloidogyne enterolobii
Lineage: Eukaryota; Metazoa; Nematoda; Chromadorea; Rhabditida; Meloidogynidae
Source: the annotation of a GenBank genome assembly